AAAGGGUAUCAAUAGAAGCACUAAAAGUGUAAUAAAAUAUUGAAAUGAGAAAAAUCUUCUAAUCUAAAUCAUGUGGUUUAAUGAUAUAUGUUAUACAAAUAAUAAAAAAAGUAUAUGAAAGAAACUAAUUGGUUCAGUGUUCAUGUUCGAUAUACACAUAGACAGACAUACAUGUACUUACAAAAUAGAUAGACUCAUUCAUACAUGUGUACAAGAUUGGAACUAAUUGAGAAGUACUUCAGUUUACAAAUUUACUUUUAUUUACUAACGUCAACUACUUUUUUGUCUUCUUCUUCAAUAUACUCAAGUUUAAUUCAUAAAUUAACAUUUUCUUCAUUAUUUUUUUUCGUGCAUAAUUUAAAUUUUACCACCAUUGAACUAUUUAUUUCAUUUAAACAAACGAAUUUCCUUGUUUACUUUUGAAGUUACUGAUUUUAAAAAAAAAUAAAUAAAUAACAGUUUAAUGUUUCCUUUUUCUUUGUUAAAUAUGGAGGAUUUCACUUUCAAUAUUCAAUCCAUUCCAAUAUAUUGGACAUUGAUUAAUUAUUGAUAAUUUGGUUCAUUAUCAUCAUCAUCAUCAAAAUAAACAAACAAUCAAACUCAAGGUCAGAUUUCAAUUUUAAUAAUAAUAAAACAAAAUCAGUAAAAUGUCUAUGAAUAAAUCGAAUAAAAUGGCUUGUAUACCAGCGAAUAUUUACUGUGAGUAUACACAUGAUCGAUAUCAAGAUGAAGGACUUCGUCUAUUAGAAAAAUAUUUACCAUAUUUAAAUCCAGAGACUGGUUUAAGAAAUCGAAUGAUUACUCGUGAUCCCGUAACUGGUUUGGGUGAUCUAGAAGCUGAAUGGAAUCCUCUUAACGGAUGUCAUUUACGUAGAAGACACUUUCCUCAUCGUGAUCCAAUUAGAAUGGAAGGUGAUAUGGGUACUGAAUACAAUUGUUUGUAUACUACUAAAGAGCUCACAUGUAAAGAUCGUGUUAACCGUGAUCCAAUAACACUUCAAGGAGAUUUAGGUGAGGAAGUAGACAUGUUAAGACCACAUGGUGGUAGGCCAAGAAAUAAAAUUGAUCAUAACAUACAUGUUUCAAGGUCUGAUUCUAUCAGUGGUCGAUGCGAAUAUAAUGUAGAAAACAAUUCAGUAAAUCAGUAUAAUGAAAGACAAUGUAACGAAGAAAAUUCAAAAAGAUAUUCUUAUCUUGCUACAGAUCCGAUAACUCAUUCACUGCCAGAAACAAAACUAGUUCGAUCUCAAUCAGUACGACAUUAUAAAGAAGCAUGGGCUACUCAUGAUCCAAUUGGUUAUAUGCACAGAACUGGUACAUCAUAUAAGACGGAUAAAGUUCGAGGAAUGAAACAUUUUCCAAGCAAUAAAAAUCCCGUGACUCAUCGAUUAUCAACUAAUCAUCAUCGGCAGCAGCAUCGUCCCCAACCGACAUGCACUGCCUCAAUAUCUAAAUUCAAUACCCUUAGAGCGAAUACUAAUCCAAUUACACAUCAACAGAAAAAUAUAUCUUCUGAUCAAUCAUCAAUUGGACUGAACGAUGAAACAUCGACAAUCGGAGAUUUCAAUGAAGUGACUAUAGGCAAUGUGUCUGCAGUUUCAGAGAGUAGAAAGUUACGAAAGGUUAUUCGAAAUCCCAUUACUGGUGAAGGAAUGUGUGACAGUGAUUAUAUUGACCUACUUAAAUUACCAAGUGAAUAUUAUUUCCGUAGAAAUCGAGACACUUUGUCAUCGACAUUAAAUAUCCAUUCACAUUCACCACCCGUACAACCAUCGUCAACAACUACACCUUCAACUAAUACUGCUGUUGCUGUUAAAAAAGCGCCUGCUCAGAAAGAUGCAAAUCCAACGAGCAAACUAACUGCGAAUAAGCCAAGACAUCAAACACCGCCGCCACCAUCACAACUAGCUUCUACACAACAACCAUUGAAACUGGAGCCAAAAGUUGAAAAAAGCACCCCACAACCUAUAGAAAAGAAGGUUAUUCGCCCAAAAAAAAUCGAGGUGCCAACCGAGAAACCAGUUAAAGAAAGCAAACAGCCGGCCACUAGUGUCACACAGUCACAACCAAUUACUGAGACACAGGCGUCUACAAAAAAAGCAGAACCACAAGCACCGAAAGCGGUUGCAGGACCACAAACACUAGAGACUGAGAAGCAGCAAACGCCGACAGAAGUAGCUAAGCCAAAGACACCAAAAACCGAGAAACCAGAGAUACCAAAAGAAACUGUAAAACCACAGACACCAGAAACUAAGGAACCACAAACCCUGAAGGAAGCCACAAAUUUACAGACACUAAGUGAAAUACCACAAGCACUGAAAGAAGUGGCUAAGACGCAAACACCAAAAAUCGAGGAGCUAAAAACACCAAUUCCACAGACACCAGAAGAAACCGUGGAACUACACACACCAGUAGAAACUCCGAUAACUCUCGCUAGUCACGCUUUAGCAGAGACAACUGUAGAAACAAAGUCGACCGGGAAGCCUCUACCACAAUCGUUGAGUGAAGAACUGAAGUCGGCCAUCGAUGAAUUCGAACCCCCACAACCCGCAACAUUCUCAGCAAACGACAAACUACCGGACGAGGUGAGCGAGGACAAACGCAGCCCCGCUGUCCAGUCCCCGCCAAUUAGUGAAGCAUGGUUAUCUGUAGACAACAAGAUGCCCCAACUACCUGACGCACAAACUUCGAAGGACGAUCUUACACCCAAACCAUCUACAGAAUUGCCGGAGACGGGACAGGUAUAAGUAGCCCCGUGGAAUACAUGUUCAGCUGGCUUACUAAAUCUGAUGGUUGCUGAUUGGAUUAUUCUCAAGUAUUUAGUGGAAGAGAACUGUGCUUCUUUUAGCGCAUUUUGUUCUCAAUUUUCUUUUUAAGCUUAACCCCGGGUGAUGGAUAGUAUUUUCGUUUAUUAUUUAAUUCAGAAAAUUUUAACUUUCGGCAUAAUGAGAAUGGAUCAUGACUUUCGUGUAAUGUUUCCGAUAUUUCGAUAUAAUGAUCAAACAAAUCAGCAAGCCAUAUAUAUUUUGAUAUUUUUCAACAGUAUAUUCACUUACUGUUCCUUAACAGAUACGCUACACCACUUUAAAACUGUCCCGUACUGGAUCUAUAGUUUGAUAUCAAGCACCGCCAAGCCAAACAAAUUAUAGACCAGGAAAAGCACUUUUUAUUGAGAGUAUAGGAUAAUAAAACUGGGAUAGCACUUCAGUGCUGAGAUUUACAGAUAUUAAAUCUUCACAAAAGAAGAACUGAACCGUAAACAACCUAUCGA
This is a messenger RNA of Schistosoma bovis, 3271 nucleotides long. Lineage: Eukaryota; Metazoa; Platyhelminthes; Trematoda; Strigeidida; Schistosomatidae. The record is from the annotation of a GenBank genome assembly.